GUGCAAUUUUCUCAAAAACAACUUUGUAAAAUGCUAUAAAUUCAUGCAUUUUUAGUUAACUGGACUCAAAAUCAGAAUAAAACUUCCAUAAGAAAAUAUCUUUAUACACUAUUUCAGUAUAUAAACGGCAUAAAGACGCAAAAACACAGUGUGACGCCAGAAGCAGUAUCUGAAGUGAAGGUUUAAUCACCAUGUCUGGUCAACCCACAACAAUCAACCUGUCAAACUGGAGGAUAGAAGAUGUGGUUGGGGGGCUCGCAGCUGACUUUGAUGGAUCUAUGUCUGGGCUUGGAGUGGAACUGGGGGGUAACUCCACUGCUUAUAACAUGAGUGAAGCCCUGUUAGCACUGCCAGUAUUCAAGCAGGAGAAUAUGGAAAAUGGGUACCAAUACAUCAUGAGUGCCGCUACCUCACCAGCAACAAAGCUCAAUGAAGAGACACUCACAUAUUUGAAUCAAGGUCAGUCAUAUGAAGUGAAACUGAAAAAACUAGGAGAAGACUGUCCAGGAAAACUAUAUAGGAGUGUGAUCAAGGUGGCAUUUCACGAUCGUCGUCUUCAGUACAUGGAGAAAGAACAAAUUGACAACUGGAAGUGUACUCGACCUGGGGAUAGACUCCUUGAUAUAGAUAUUCCUCUAUCGUAUGGCUUGAAUGAUGUCAGAUUGGAUGCAACACGUCUGAACGCUGCUGAAUUUAUAUGGGAUCCCUCAAAGCCAACAGGCAUAUACAUACGGAUACAUUGUAUAAGCACAGAGUUUACACCUAAGAAACAUGGUGGAGAGAAGGGGGUGCCAUUCCGUAUACAAGUAGAGACUUACACGCAUACUGACCCUCCUGAGUUGCUUCAUUGCGCCUCAUGUCAAGUUAAAGUCUUUAAGCCUAAGGGAGCAGAUAGAAAACACAAAACUGACCGAGAAAAGAUGGGGAAGAGGUCGGAAGCUGAAAAAGAAAAAUAUCAACCCUCCUAUGAAUGUACGGUGCUUACAGAGGUGCCCCUUGAUAUGGUGCAGCCCAAUGAAAGACUUGGUGCACCUCUAUUCUGUGACAACCCCAGUCCAGUGCAGAGUCCAGGACCUUCCCCAUUGGCCCCCAUACCUGGCCCAUCCACAAGUUUUUCUGGCAAUAGAUCUCCAAGUUUAAAUUCUUUAGAAGCGAACUACAAUCCAAGUCCCCAAGAAUCCACUGCUGAACUACUUAUAACUCCAUUAUCUCCAGACUUUAAUUCUGCUCAGGUGGCCAGCUGGAUGCAGCAAAACAGAUUCAAUAAUUAUAUUAAGGUAUUCCAAUAUUUCUCUGGUGCAGACUUGUUGAGACUGACUAGGGAUGACCUCAUACAGAUUUGUGGCCUCGCAGAUGGCAUCAGGUUGAACAAUGCUCUCCAGCUGAAAGCAAUACGUCCUCGUCUCACAAUAUAUGUCUGUCAGGAGUCUGAACAAGUUUAUCAUGCAGUGUAUCUGGAGCAUCUGUCAACUGUGGAGAUCACAGAAAAAUUUGCUGAGCUCUUUAGUAUCACAUCAGACAAGAUUGUAGACAUUUAUGCCCAGGGACCUUCAGGAAUACACAUAUUAGUCACAGAUGAGGUGCUACAAAACAUUACAGAUCAAUCAAGAUAUGCCAUAGAAACUAUAAAAGCUGAUCAAGGGGAUAAUUAUAGAAUAUUGUUGAAAUGUAUGGACCAAUGAGGCCCAGUGUGAUAAAUAUACUACUCACUCAUUGGACAAUAUGGUACCUCACUACACAGCCCCCAAUUGCUUUGAAAUGUAUGAACCAAUGAGGUCCAGCGUGACAACUAUACUUCUCACUCAUUUGACAAUAUGGUACCUCACUACACAGCCCUCAAUUGCUUUGAAGUGUAUGGACCAAUGAGGCCCAGCGUGACAACUAU
Owenia fusiformis is the source of this 1885-nucleotide messenger RNA. NCBI's taxonomy places the organism in Eukaryota, Metazoa, Annelida, Polychaeta, Sabellida, Oweniidae. The record is from the annotation of a GenBank genome assembly.